Myxocyprinus asiaticus (Chinese sucker) is the source of this 802-nucleotide messenger RNA. RefSeq names its product eukaryotic translation initiation factor 1B (gene eif1b). Gene Ontology annotation, molecular function: RNA binding; translation initiation factor activity; ribosomal small subunit binding. Bases 155 to 496 code for a protein of 113 amino acids. Gene Ontology annotation, biological process: translational initiation. The transcript has 4 exons. The record is from RefSeq and is a predicted model, not a curated record. Gene Ontology annotation, cellular component: eukaryotic 43S preinitiation complex. Lineage: Eukaryota; Metazoa; Chordata; Actinopteri; Cypriniformes; Catostomidae.
CGCUGUGUCCUGCAUAGAGACUCGUAGGAAGUUGCAUCAGGCAGAUUAUCUACAGCCGCUCCCUGUUUCGACAAAUAACUGCAAAUCUAAAACUCUGCAAUCGGCUGUGACCGCCGGAAUCUUUCAUCUGUUGAAGUUAUCGCAGUAAUAUCGCAUGUCCAAUAUACAGAACCUCCAAUCUUUCGAUCCCUUUGCUGAUGCAACUAAGGGUGACGACUUGCUCCCGGCUGGGACAGAGGAUAAAAUCCACAUACGGAUACAGCAGCGGAACGGCCGCAAAACACUGACUACAGUGCAAGGAAUCGCAGAUGAUUAUGAUAAAAAGAAGCUGGUGAAAGCCUUCAAAAAGAAAUUUGCCUGCAAUGGUACAGUGAUCGAGCAUCCAGAGUAUGGAGAGGUGAUUCAGUUACAGGGUGACCAGAGGAAGAACAUCUGCCAGUUUCUGUUAGAGAUCAACAUCGUAAAGGAGGAACAGUUAAAGGUUCACGGUUUUUAAAAUGAUUGCCCCUCCUGGGGAUUGUAAAGGACUGCACCAGCAUGUAGCAAUCCUAGUACCUUCAUUUCAGGGUUUUUUGUGACCAUAUGCUAUCAAUGCAGACCGCAUUAUAAAGCGCUGCUUUUUUUUUUUUUUUUUUUGCAAUCAUUCCAAGCUCAAAUCUUCAUAAUGACCUCAAGCAGACCACGUAUUCCAGGCUGGUCUGGUUUAGACUCUGAAUCUUUGUUGCCAAUUCUAGUUGACGUUUUACGAUAGACACAAUUGCACGAUAUCUUUUUAUCAGACAAUAAAAGUUAUGACUUUGCA